Messenger RNA from Echinops telfairi (small Madagascar hedgehog), 6603 nucleotides. It is a transcript of the gene PIK3CA, whose product is annotated as phosphatidylinositol-4,5-bisphosphate 3-kinase catalytic subunit alpha. Gene Ontology annotation, biological process: phosphatidylinositol-mediated signaling; phosphatidylinositol 3-kinase/protein kinase B signal transduction; cell migration. The transcript is spliced from 21 exons. Gene Ontology annotation, molecular function: 1-phosphatidylinositol-4-phosphate 3-kinase activity; 1-phosphatidylinositol-3-kinase activity. The record is from RefSeq and is a predicted model, not a curated record. Bases 98 to 3304 code for a protein of 1068 amino acids. NCBI's taxonomy places the organism in Eukaryota, Metazoa, Chordata, Mammalia, Afrosoricida, Tenrecidae. Gene Ontology annotation, cellular component: cytoplasm; plasma membrane; phosphatidylinositol 3-kinase complex, class IB.
AUUUUUAUUACAAGUGAAGGUUUCUGCUUUGGGGCAGCCACACAGCUAAUUCCCUGAAGUAGUUGUAUGUGUCACACUGUACACAAUCAGAAGAACAAUGCCUCCCAGGCCAUCAUCAGGAGAGCUGUGGGGCAUCCACUUGAUGCCCCCAAGAAUCUUAGUAGAAUGUUUACUACCAAAUGGAAUGAUAGUGACUUUAGAAUGCCUCCGUGAGGCUACAUUAAUAACUAUAAAGCAUGAACUAUUUAAAGAAGCAAGAAAAUAUCCUCUCCAUCAACUUCUUCAGGAUGAAUCUUCUUACAUUUUCGUAAGUGUUACCCAAGAAGCAGAAAGGGAAGAAUUUUUUGAUGAAACAAGACGACUUUGUGACCUUCGGCUUUUUCAACCCUUUUUAAAAGUAAUUGAACCCGUAGGAAACCGUGAAGAAAAGAUCCUCAAUCGAGAAAUUGGUUUUGCCAUUGGCAUGCCAGUGUGUGAAUUUGACAUGGUUAAAGAUCCAGAAGUACAGGACUUCCGGAGAAAUAUUCUGAAUGUUUGUAAAGAAGCUGUGGAUCUUCGAGAUCUUAAUUCUCCUCAUAGUAGAGCAAUGUAUGUCUAUCCUCCAAAUGUAGAAUCUUCACCAGAAUUGCCAAAACACAUAUAUAAUAAAUUAGACAAAGGGCAAAUCAUAGUGGUGAUUUGGGUAAUCGUUUCUCCAAACAAUGAUAAGCAGAAGUAUACGCUGAAAAUCAGCCAUGACUGCGUGCCAGAACAGGUGAUUGCCGAAGCAAUCAGGAAAAAGACUCGCAGUAUGUUGCUGUCAUCUGAGCAAUUAAAGCUCUGUGUUUUAGAAUAUCAGGGCAAGUAUAUUUUAAAAGUAUGUGGAUGUGAUGAAUACUUCCUAGAAAAAUAUCCUCUGAGUCAGUAUAAGUAUAUACGAAGCUGUAUAAUGCUUGGAAGGAUGCCCAAUUUGAUGCUGAUGGCUAAAGAAAGCCUCUACUCCCAGCUGCCAAUGGACUGUUUCACAAUGCCAUCUUAUUCCCGACGCAUUUCCACAGCGACACCGUAUAUGAAUGGGGAAACAUCAACAAAAUCCCUUUGGGUUAUCAAUAGUGCACUAAGAAUAAAAAUUCUUUGUGCAACCUAUGUGAAUGUAAAUAUUCGAGAUAUUGACAAGAUCUAUGUUCGAACAGGUAUCUACCAUGGAGGAGAACCUUUAUGUGACAAUGUAAACACUCAAAGAGUACCUUGUUCCAAUCCCAGGUGGAAUGAAUGGCUGAAUUAUGACAUAUACAUUCCCGAUCUCCCCCGCGCUGCCCGGCUUUGCCUUUCCAUUUGUUCGGUGAAAGGCCGCAAGGGCGCGAAGGAGGAACACUGUCCAUUGGCCUGGGGAAAUAUAAACCUGUUUGAUUACACAGAUACUCUCGUAUCUGGAAAAAUGGCUCUGAAUCUUUGGUCAGUACCUCAUGGAUUAGAAGAUUUACUGAACCCUAUUGGUGUUACUGGAUCAAACCCAAAUAAGGAAACUCCAUGCUUAGAACUGGAGUUUGACUGGUUCAGCAGUGUGGUAAAGUUUCCAGAUAUGUCUGUGAUUGAAGAGCAUGCCAAUUGGUCUGUGUCCCGAGAAGCAGGAUUUAAUUACUCCCAUGCAGGACUGAGUAACAGACUAGCUAGAGACAAUGAAUUAAGAGAAAAUGACAAAGAACAGCUUCGAGCAAUUUGUACACGAGAUCCUCUAUCUGAAAUCACUGAGCAAGAAAAAGAUUUUCUGUGGAGCCAUAGACACUAUUGUGUAACUAUCCCUGAAAUUCUGCCCAAAUUGCUCCUGUCUGUUAAAUGGAAUUCUAGAGAUGAAGUAGCCCAGAUGUACUGCUUGGUGAAAGACUGGCCUCCGAUCAAGCCUGAACAGGCCAUGGAACUGCUGGACUGUAAUUACCCAGACCCCAUGGUUCGAGGUUUUGCUGUGCGCUGUUUGGAAAAAUAUUUAACAGAUGACAAGCUUUCUCAGUACCUAAUUCAGCUAGUGCAGGUCCUAAAAUAUGAACAAUAUUUGGAUAACCUGCUUGUGAGGUUUUUACUUAAGAAAGCUUUGACUAAUCAAAGGAUUGGACACUUUUUCUUUUGGCAUUUGAAAUCUGAGAUGCACAAUAAAACAGUAAGUCAGAGGUUUGGCCUGCUUCUGGAGUCCUAUUGCCGUGCCUGUGGGAUGUACUUGAAGCACCUGAACAGACAAGUCGAGGCUAUGGAGAAGCUCAUUAACUUAACAGACAUCCUCAAGCAGGAGAAGAAGGAUGAAACACAAAAGGUACAAAUGAAGUUUUUAGUUGAGCAAAUGAGGCGACCCGAUUUCAUGGAUGCUCUACAGGGCUUUCUCUCACCUCUGAACCCUGCUCACCAACUCGGAAAUCUCAGGCUCGAAGAGUGUCGGAUUAUGUCCUCGGCAAAAAGGCCGCUGUGGUUGAAUUGGGAGAACCCAGACAUCAUGUCCGAGUUGCUGUUUCAGAACAAUGAGAUCAUCUUUAAAAAUGGGGAUGAUUUGCGGCAAGAUAUGUUAACACUUCAAAUUAUUCGCAUAAUGGAAAAUAUCUGGCAAAAUCAAGGUCUUGAUCUUCGGAUGUUACCUUAUGGUUGUCUGUCAAUCGGUGACUGUGUGGGACUUAUUGAGGUGGUGAGAAAUUCUCACACUAUUAUGCAGAUUCAGUGCAAAGGAGGCCUGAAAGGCGCACUCCAGUUCAACAGCCACACGCUGCACCAGUGGCUCAGAGACAAGAACAAAGGAGAGAUAUAUGAUGCCGCCAUUGACUUGUUUACACGUUCGUGUGCUGGAUAUUGUGUCGCCACCUUCAUUUUGGGAAUUGGAGAUCGUCACAAUAGUAACAUCAUGGUUAAAGAUGAUGGACAACUGUUUCAUAUAGAUUUUGGACACUUUUUGGAUCACAAGAAGAAAAAAUUUGGCUACAAACGAGAACGUGUACCAUUUGUUUUAACACAAGAUUUCUUGAUAGUCAUUAGUAAAGGAGCCCAAGAAUGCACAAAAACAAGAGAAUUUGAAAGGUUUCAGGAGAUGUGUUACAAGGCUUACCUAGCUAUUCGGCAGCAUGCCAAUCUCUUCAUAAACCUCUUCUCAAUGAUGCUUGGCUCUGGAAUGCCUGAGCUACAAUCCUUUGAUGAUAUUGCAUACAUUCGAAAGACCCUAGCCUUGGAUAAAACUGAGCAGGAGGCUUUGGAAUAUUUCAUGAAACAAAUGAAUGACGCACAUCAUGGCGGCUGGACAACAAAAAUGGAUUGGAUCUUCCACACAAUUAAGCAACAUGCUUUGAACUGAAGUGAGAACUGAGAAACUGAACAUCCAGUUGCUGGAUUCUGCACUGCACUGUUAAAAACUAUCAGCAGGCAAAGAUUGGUUGCAUAGGAAUUGCACAAUCCAUGACCCAUUACAAUUUACAACAAGAACAAAAAUAAAAUAUUAUCUAAUUUAAAUAAUGUAAACGCAAACAGGGUUUGAUAGCACUAAACUAGUUGACUUCAAAAUUAAGCUUUAGAAUAAUGCGCAAUUUUAUGUAAUGCCUUAAAGUCCCAAAAGGUAAACUUUGAAGAUUGUUUGUAUCCUUUUUUAAAAAACAAAGCAAAACAAAAAAAUCCCCAAAAUAUAUAGAAAUGAUGGAGAAGGAAAAAGAAUGAUCUUUUUUGUCCUGCAUACGGUCUAUGUUUUAAUGUGGAUGCAACAAAGUCAAUUAAUACACUAGGUCUAAGUAAACGGAAGAUUGAUGUCAGAUUACAUACAAUUGGAAAAGAAUGAAAAAUCAUUUUUCCAUGGCUGCUCGAUUUAUAAUUUGAAGUGAGUUUUUUGUUUGUUUGUUUUACUCCUUGUUUAAUGAAGGAAAAUACUUGGUGUGAAAAAAACUCAUAAGAUUUCACUAGAAAGUGUUUCCUUUUUCAUAAAUUACGCCUUUUAAUGAUUUGGGGUCUGAACCGCAGAGUAUUGGAAGCAGUCACAAAUGAGAACCUGCUCUAAGGUGUGUGCAGGCACGUUUUUCUGGACAGAAUUUACAAGCAUCUGCUCUUACUUCCCCAGAGAAAUUCUGGGCCUCACCCCAAAACAUACAAACAAACAAGUCAGAGAAGGAGCGGGAAUAGUUCUUGCUCCAUAUUGUACAGUAUUCACCGUAAGUUGAUUUUCUUUAUUUCCUACUUUUUCAAUCGAACUGAAUUCAUUUUCAUGCAUGUUUUCCAGAAAAUAGAAGUGAGUAUUAAUGUUAUUAAAAAGAUUAUUUUUUUUAUAAAAGACUAUUUAUAUUAUAGAAACUAUCAGUAAUAUAUAUUCUUUAUUUACACGAUCUGUCCCAUAGUCAUGCAUUGUCUUGCACCCCACAUUUUUUGUUCGUAACACCACGAUCAGUUUUCAGUCUGAGAGUGAGACUCGGGCUCUGUGCUGUUCAGACCAGUGACCAGUAGAUACCUAACUGCAUCAGGAAGACAGACUAAACGUCAUCUCUGCCUGUCCCUCCUUUCUGUUGUCACAUCAACUCCUCACCCUCCAUCCUCUUCCCGAGCUGAGAAUGGCUGAAUCAUCCGAAAUGAAUUAAACUGUCUGCCUGGUUGCUUAAAGCCUUCUACUGAGGUAUACUCAUGACUAAUACUUUAUAACAUGGUGGAAUAUAAACCAAGAACCUUUUUUUUAACCUUUUAACCAAUCUAUCCAUGUCUCGAUGAUAGCGCAUUGUACAGCAUUGUAGGAUGAUGUCUCAGUUCUCUGUGCUUAGGGAUCAAUCUCCACUUGUAUUACAUUGCAUUUGAACACAGGACACAAUCUUAAACAUUGUGAAAAACAUUAACCCAAGAUAUAGGGGCUAAUGUUAGUCACCACUCUAGAAAUGUUAUUUUAUUAGUGUUUGAAGUGAAUGCUUAAUGCCCUAGGGAAUAGCUUUAGCAAAUGUCCAGGUGCCACACCAAGAAAUGUGCAAUAAUUUACUUAGAGUUUUCUAGAUUAGUCAUAUUAUUGGAGGGCAACUUUAUAAAGAAUGCACAUCGUAUUCUCUAGUAACAGUAUCACUUUUAAAAUAUCCAUUUAUGAAAUUAGUGGCCUAUAGUAGAAGUCUUGAAUAAAGAACAAGGGACUCUAAGACAAAUACUUUUCAUUAUAUUUGGCUCUUUUAGAACCCAUACAGGGCAUGCUUAUUGGAGCCUUAGGUUUGUCACUAAAGCAUGUACAUAAUGUUGCCAACGAGAAAAAUAAAUCUGAAAAUUAGGGAAAUUUAUAUUGUAAACUAUCUUGAAAGAGUUCAGAAAUUUUUUUUUCAGAAAUUUUUAAGCUCUGUUUUAAGCAGGAACCAGAUAGAUUGUUUUGCAGAUACAGACAACUUAAUAGCUUAUGAAAACUUCAUAAUUCAUGUUUUUAUCUUUUAGAUAUAGGUAACUAAAACAUACUAAUAUCCCAGUCUUUUUUCUAUCAGGGAUUGAUUCGAGGGAAGAAAACUACGUGAAAUCUAAAGCUUUGCUGGUGGAAACUAAAGACGUCACAGAGAUCUGGGUUUUAUUGAACACUGAAAAAAAGCUUUGAGUCUCCUUCCAUAAAACUUAGAAAAGUGUGUGUUGUUCACAACAGUCCGGAUAGUUGUUUGUUUGUUUGCCCCUGGGACCUCUCCAUUCAAACGUAAGCCACAUAACAUUUCAUAAUGUACAUUUAUUUUUUCAAGUGUCAUUACAACCAAAUUCUGUUUGAGGAAGCAUCGACAAAUUUUCUAAUGAAUAUGGGUUAAAUAAUCUAAAAGCAACGCGAAUUUUAAAUAAACUGAAGCUGAGUUUAAGCAAACAUUAAAAAUAAAAAGACACACAAGAAGCAAGGAACCCAAACCUGAACUGUGUGCUACAUGGGUUGACUAGUCUGUGUGAGGCAGUGGUAACAUAGCUGCUUCCGGUACAUGAGUUCUCAGGACCAAUCCUCCGGGGUUGGUCCAUUCCUGUGACCAGCUACCCUAUUCCUUUUAUGUGGUAUAACUGAUUAUUGGCUCUAAAAAGUCAUUAUAUCUUCAAGAAAUAAUUCCUUCGGGGAUUAUUUUGAUAGAGGAAAAAAAAGGAGAGCAGGUUUAAAAGAAACAAAAAUUGUAAACACAUUGUAGCAAGAGAUAAUCAACUGUUAGAAAAUCAUGCUCUGGCUUUUUACCAUAUCCUGGGCUAUAGAAAAACAUUCAUUUUGAAGAUUUUUAGACUGCUGUUCAUUUGAAAUCUGUUCAUCAUAUUGUGGGAUUUGUUUUUAUUUUUGUUUUUUAAAGAAAAUGUUUUUAAUUGGAUUUUUUAAGGAGUGAUGGUUGUGGUUUUACCAUAGAACCUAAGCUUCCUCUGGGUUCUUACUGUCCUCUGUAAAACUUAGUGUUGAAAUAAUCAACUUUGAGGUUUGCCCUUUCUGAUCUGCUUUAUAUUAUAAGCCCAUUAGGAAAUGGGGACCUGGUGAAUAUAUAAUGAAUUGUAAAAUAUUUUAAUGUGUAACUUUUUCAACUGUGAAACUAUGAUUAUUGGGGUUUUGGGGUUUUUUUUGUUUUUGAUGAAAACAGCUGCUGAUAAAGUAUUUUGUGUAAAGUGUAGUUUUUAUUAAUCAGGAAAACAAUGACUUGAUUGGAAUGCAAA